ACUAAAAUGAACCACAUUUCUUAUUAUUUGUUGUUUGUUUUUUCACUUUAUUUUCUGGGUUUCUGUGUGGCAAGAAAGGAUGACCAGAUCACCAGCCUCAACAAAUUGAUGGAGUCGAGAAGAUCAGAGAAUCCGCCACGUGUCCAGCCAUGGACAGAAGAAGACACAUCAGACUUAUCUCCACUUUCUAUUGUCCCUCAACAAGGGUCAAAGGAAGAAGAUAUGAUUGACAAGUUGCCAGGUCAACCACAAGUCGAUUUUGAUCAUUAUUCAGGCUAUGUAACAAUCGAUUCAAAGGUGGGAAAGGCGUUGUUUUAUUACUUUGCUGAAUCACCUCACAACUCUUCAACCAAACCCCUUGUUCUAUGGCUCAACGGAGGGCCAGGAUGCUCCUCAUUUGGAUACGGAGCCAUGGAAGAACUUGGACCCUUCCGAGUCAACAGUGAUGGGAAAACACUUUAUCGCAACGACUAUGCAUGGAAUAAUGUGGCUAAUGUACUAUUCUUGGAGUCGCCUGCUGGAGUGGGGUUCUCAUAUUCAAACACAUCGUACGCGACAGGAGACAAGCAAACAGCUAAAGACUCAUACACUUUUCUCAUCAACUGGCUUCAAAGAUUCCCUGAAUACAAAACCCGAGAUUUCUAUAUUACAGGCGAAAGCUACGCAGGUCACUAUGUACCUCAACUCGCAUCCCUCAUUCUCUCAGAAAACAAGAAAACCAACGGAACAGUCAUUAAUCUUCGUGGGAUUGCGAUUGGGAAUGCUGUGAUAGAUGACAAUGCAACUGAUGAAGGAAUGUAUGAUUACUACUGGACACAUGCUCUAAACUCUGAUGAGACAAAUGCAGGGAUCAACGAGUAUUGUGGCUAUGGUUCUGGGAAUUUCUCAGCAACGUGUUUUCAUUAUCAAAGCCAAUCAGGUAGUGAAUAUGGUGAGAUUGAUAUUUACAACAUCUAUGCCCCAUUCUGUGAUGGAAGUAUCCAGAAACCUGCCACCGGAUCUGUAAGUCUCUCAUUCCUUUCAAAUACAGGAAAUUACAAUGUACUUUUGUUUGAAGACAUGAUGUGUUGA
Lactuca saligna is the source of this 1071-nucleotide messenger RNA. Lineage: Eukaryota; Viridiplantae; Streptophyta; Magnoliopsida; Asterales; Asteraceae. The record is from the annotation of a GenBank genome assembly.